Messenger RNA from Grosmannia clavigera kw1407, 2514 nucleotides. Its product is annotated as 6-phosphogluconate dehydrogenase. The record is from RefSeq and is a predicted model, not a curated record. NCBI's taxonomy places the organism in Eukaryota, Fungi, Ascomycota, Sordariomycetes, Ophiostomatales, Ophiostomataceae. Gene Ontology annotation, molecular function: oxidoreductase activity, acting on the CH-OH group of donors, NAD or NADP as acceptor. The transcript is spliced from 6 exons. The coding region runs from base 1 to 2514 and encodes 837 amino acids.
AUGACAGAUGACGCACUGCUACCAGCACCUUGGACACGUAAUUUUAUGACGUUCUUUGCACUGCAGCGCCGGGCGGUAACUGCAUUUGCACCGCAGUUCAAACGGCUCCUCUCGUCGACGCGGGUUGUGCGAGCCGGCUCGUUCACGCUCGUCGUGCCGGCCACUUCCUCCAAAGAAUCUGUUUUGGGCCAAUUGAAGAGCAGAGAUGCUUCUUCGGACGAUACCGAUAAUGCGGCUGUAGUUCUGGCCUCGCCCGACCUGUCCUCAUGGCUUGAAGAUGAGGCCUUCAUGUCGUCGCUGCUGCAGCGUCUGCCCCUGAGCAGGUCUACCCAGGGGAACCCUGGCGUGAGCGUUCUAAGCGCCGUUGUCGACGGUCUGGCCGUCUCCCGGACCGGCCUGUCCGUGCUGCACGGCUGCUCCGACACGCUGUUGCCCCGACUGUGGCGAAGCUCCAACAAGGAGGGGGCAGCGGUGUCAAGACGAGGCGGCCGCAACUCGAUAUACGGAACGGCCGACGUGGAAGCGGCCAUCACGGUCGAACUCCCGCUUAUGCACACAGCCGACGACAGCACGACAGCCACACCCUCCUCUUGUCUGCGGGUGACGGUUCCUCUGGCGAACACGCUCUUCCAGAACGGCCGCCGGUCUACACUGCUGGCCAGCCGGUGGAGCUGGACCCGCACCCCUGACGACGGCGGCUCGUUUACGCUCCAGCACAUGCUGGUCGAGGAACGCGAGCACGAGGUCGUGGUGCCUUUGGCCGGCCCCGCCAGCUCGACCAGCCAGACCGUCAUUCCCCUCUUUGCCGCUACGGAGCCGCGCACGAUCGCGGCCGGGCUCGGCAACAUUGUGCGCCAGAUCGUCCUGGGCAAAGGCAAGCCGUCGCCGGCAUCGCAUGAGCUAGAGUCGGCCAUUCCGGCGCUGCUAGCGACGAGACGCCAGGCCUGGCCGGGAGCCGACUUUGACGCCGAGACGGGCCGCGGGCCGCUGGGCGUCUGGGGCCUCGUCGUGCCGCCAGAUGCGCAGGAGCUGUACGCCAGCCUGCAGGAGACGCUCAUGCCGAUUGCGGACCACAGCGUCGAGGCCGAGCAGCAUGCAGCAGCCAUGGCCGGACCCAGUCUGGCAGCACUGCUGGCGGCGGGCUGUCGGUUGCACAGGAUCUUGAGCGGUGGUGGUGGCUGGGGACAGAAACAGGGUUUGCUGUCGCUGGACCCCCAAAUGGCCCAUCCGGCGUCUGUGUCGGCCAACAUGAGCACAGACAACAACAACGACGAUGAUGACGACGAUGCUGCCAUGGCCAGCUUCAUGCGCUCGCUCCGAGGAGAGACAGAGGCACAGAGCGGCGACAACCUGGCCACGCCUGGAGCCCUCCUCCAGUUCCUUGUGGCACCCCUGACGGCAGUCGAAAGCAACGACUCCAAUGCAGUCAUCGACAGUCGGGGCUCUACGCCCUCCAUUGCCUUUGGCGCCCAUCCCGGCUACGAGGACGCGAAACAGGAUGGACAGCCAGCCGCGGUGGCUUUCAUUUCGGGCCAUUUCGGCGCCGUCUCCAACCAGGGCGUCUUCCUGGCCGGCAGCCCGUCAAAAGAGGGAGCCGGCCCCAAGCCGAACACUAAGCUGGAUCCACUGGCCAAGAUUGGCAUUCUCUCUGUUGGCGACAUGGGUGUCGGCAUUGCCCGGUUGCUGAUAGCCAGCGGCUUCUCUGUGGCGACGAACUGCACAGGGCGAAGCCAGAUGACCGUUGACCGGGCGCGUGCAGCCCACGUGGACCUGUUGUCGUCGGACGAGGAGCUGGUGCGGCAGAGCGACGUGAUCCUGUCGGUGGUGCCGCCACGGGACGCAAUCGGGACGGCCGAGCGCAUUGCCAGGGCGCUGAAAGGAGUCAAUAGGCCGGCCGACCGGCCGCUCUACUAUGCCGACAUGAACGCGGUGUCGCCGUCGACGGCCCGGCGCAUCAGCGCGCUGUUGCCGGCGGCCGUCCGUCCGAUCGACGGCUGCAUCCUCGGGGGGCCUCCCCGGGCUGGUGGCGACGGAGAACCCUGGUACGUUCCGCGGAUGCCGACGUCCGGUCCCUACGGCUUCGACGACGUCUUUCCCUCGCUGGCUGCCACGCUGCACAGCCGCCACGUCGGCCCGGACAUGGGCGCCGCCAGCGGGCUCAAGAUGUGCUACGCGUCCAUGACCAAGGGCUAUGCGGCCAUCGCGGUCCAGGCCUUCACCACUGCCCAGCAGCUACACAUCCUGCCAGACCUGCAGUGGGCCCUGGCUGCGGCCGGGACGCGCCAGCGCACCGAGGCCGCCCUCACCGGCAUGCCGCCCAAAGCAUACCGCUGGGCCGGCGAGAUGGAGGAGAUCAGCGCGACGUUUGCCGACGACGGCGGUUUCGCACCGACACUCUUCCAGGGCGCGGCCGAGGUGUUCCGCACGGUGGCCGACGACACCGUGCUGGGCCAGGAGAAGGUCGGGGCGCGGCAACGAGGACAGACGGCCGAGGACGUGACCGUCGCGAUGUAA